Messenger RNA from Zerene cesonia (dogface butterfly), 3067 nucleotides. RefSeq names its product diacylglycerol O-acyltransferase 1 (gene mdy). The transcript has 12 exons. Bases 301 to 1764 code for a protein of 487 amino acids. Gene Ontology annotation, biological process: triglyceride biosynthetic process. Gene Ontology annotation, molecular function: diacylglycerol O-acyltransferase activity. Gene Ontology annotation, cellular component: endoplasmic reticulum membrane. The record is from RefSeq and is a predicted model, not a curated record. NCBI's taxonomy places the organism in Eukaryota, Metazoa, Arthropoda, Insecta, Lepidoptera, Pieridae.
GUGCUGUGUUAUCUUUGAAGACAGAAGUCAAUGUCAUGGACUGUGCUCGUAUCGGUUUAUCGUAGUAUAUUAGGUACUUAAUUAACUAGUAUAUAAGUGUAUAAUCCAUGGUACUUACACAGCGUCUGUGGGUUUAUCCUAAUUACUAUCAGUUAUCGGUAGGCAUCGUUAUAAUUCUUAGUGCUUAUUUUACGAAGGUACGCUGUAAUUGUUUUUAUUAUAUUAUUGAAGAAAGGGAAUUGUAGGAAGUGAAUAAGUUAGAAAAGAUAUAAAAAUAAUAUAAGAGAUAAAUGGUAAUCAAUGGGUGCUAACCAUGAAGAGAAUUCCCUGCGAUAUAGAAGGGCGCAGAGUGUUACAACUGCUGAAGAAAUCACUGAAAAAGAAAAAAGAGCUCGAAGAUCCCAAUUCGAUAGACCAUGUCACAAGCCAAGAGAUUCUCUUUUUUCUUGGACUUCAGAAUUCACAAAUUUCACAGGCUUAGUAAAUUGGGGUUUUCUCAUGUUAACAAUAGGAGGAUUGCGUUUAUGUCUUGAAAAUUUUUUAAAGUAUGGAAUACGUGUGAAUCCCUUUGAGUGGAUAAUUGUUCUAACUGGUUACAAUGAAGGCAAAAAUUAUCAAUACCCAUCAAUAAUACUUUUGAUGUAUAGUGUUGUACCGGCUGUUAUCAGUUUACUGAUUGAGAAAGCGAUUGCGGCGGAUUUGUUCACACAAAAAUUAGGAGUUACAUUACAAAUAAUUAAUUUAUUAACAGAAAUAAGUCUACCAGUUAUUGUUCUAAAUUUCAGUAAUCAAGAAUUUAGUUUUGUGGGAAUAACUACAGUAUGUAUGAUAUAUCUGGUAAUAUUCUUAAAAUUGUGGAGCUACUGUCAAACAAAUCACUGGUGCAGAAAUGGGACAAGGACAAAGAAGUCGAAAUCCUUGCGUCGUCAGAGUUUAUCAGCACCAAAUAGCAAUGCGCUUGUUAAUGCCGAGCAAGAUCAAAACUCAGAUCAUGAGAAAACCGAUGAUAUGAUGGGCAUCGUUAAAUAUCCAGACAACCUGAACCUUAGAGAUUUGUUGUAUUUCUUGCUUGCACCUACCCUUUGUUAUGAAUUGAAUUUCCCACGUACAACAAGGAUCAGAAAAAGAUUCCUCAUCAAGAGAAUAGUGGAAGUGAUAUUUGGAAUGAACCUUAUUUUGGCUCUAUUCCAGCAAUGGAUGAUUCCGUCCGUAAAGAACGCUGUGGACCCCUUCUCUCAAAUGGAUGUUGUAAGGAUUACUGAGCGAUUAUUGAAACUUGCUGUGCCCAACCAUCUAAUAUGGCUAUGUUUCUUCUACCUAUCCUUUCAUUCAUUCUUAAACCUGAUGGGAGAAUUGCUUCAUUUCGCUGAUCGCAAUUUCUACAACGACUGGUGGAAUUCAAGGAACAUAGCCGUCUUCUGGAGUACUUGGAACAUGCCCGUACACCUGUGGGCUGUGAGACAUGUGUACAUUCCCAUCACUGAAAUGGGAUAUGGCAAAGGACUUGCUGGGAUUGUGGUCUUUUUCAUAUCGGCUUUCUUCCAUGAGUAUUUGGUAAGUGUCCCACUGCAAAUGUUCAGAGUCUGGGCGUUCCUCGGCAUGAUGGCUCAGCCGCCUCUCUCUGUGAUAUCCAAGUUCGUGGAGAGGAAGCUGGGAGUGCGGUGGGGAAACAUUAUAGUUUGGAGUUCCCUUAUACUGGGACAACCUCUGGCCAUAAUGAUGUAUUACCAUGACUAUGCCAUAGCACAUUAUACUCCUAAAUAGAGGAAUUCCUAUUAUUCAAAUUUUCUAAGAGAUUUGCUAAGUUUUAAAUAGCGGAGAUUAUUAUUGUUAUUGGAUUCACAAUAUAUCAUUUGUUUAAGGGGUGCUAGUGUUAAGUUUUUAAUAGUACAAAUAGAAAAAUAUAUUGAUUAAGAGAAAGUCAAAUAUAUUCUAUCGCAUUUUAUAAGAUUGUUCAUGUUUAUUUUAUAAUGUCUUUGGAAACUAAUCAAAAAACCAUGACAAAAUAGAUUUUUUCGAAUUUUAUAUCUAAUUAGGUUUUUUAUAUACAUUGCAUUUUUAGAUGAAAGUUUUUUAUUUAUUUUUUCAUAUAAAUAAUGUGCAGUAUUCAAGUUUGCAUGCUAUAGUACAAAAGGGAUUUAAUUUUUAUUCUUUAGUAGUCAUUAAGUGUUGCCAGAAUUGCAAAUAAUUCAUAUUAAAAUAUGCGUACUAUUGGGUCAUGAAUAAAUUGUAAAAAUGCUAGAACCAAAAUAUAAUUAAGAUAAAGUUAAGGAAUAAAACUUUACUGGCUAUUUUAGCUUUGUAAAAGGGAAUUAUUCUAUACAUAUUGGUUUGCCCAUUUUGUAUAUAUGUUUCAGUCUGGUAGCUUUCUUGUUAUGCAAUUUUUAUUUUAUUGAUAAUUAUAUAUGUUAAUUGAUAUAUGUGAAGGAUAUGCAUCAAGUGAUAUUAAUAUUUUAUAUUGUAUUGUUAACCAUUUCAUUUGUUAUGGAUAUAUUUUGAUACUGAUGUCACUUUAUAAGUGAAACAAUAACAUAUAAAACAAAUAUAAUUGAGCUUUGAGAGACUACCUGGAUGUAAUAAUAAAGAAUUGAAUUUGUUUUUGUGUUGGAUUUGUAAUGUUGUUAUAAUAAAUUUGUAUUUUUAUGAAGAUCAUGCUCAAAAUUUGUGAGAUAAUAAUUUAAUAUUAAUGUAAUGGAUAAUGGAUAAGUAGCUAUAUUUUUAAUAUAUUGGUUAUUAUGCAUUGCGUACAUGUUUUUCAUCAGAAAACUUGUUUGAAGAGAUUAAAUUUAUUUAAAGUAUAACAUAAUAUAUAAAUUUUUAAAGAAUGAAAAAAAAUUGAUCGCAAGAUGGGAUGGCACAAGGAUAAUUUUUUUUUCUUUCUAAAAUUUCUCAUUUAUGAAGCAUUUGGAUCCCAUAAAAAUGAAAAUUAAAUAUAGCAUAUUAUAUUUAAUGAAUAAAGACUGAAAUUGGUUAGAUCCUGAAGUUACUUGAAAAAUAUAAAACAUAGUCAAUAUAUGUUAUAGUAUAUUAUAAUAUUUAUUUAUGUUUUUAUUUGUUUUUCUACAAU